AUGACCGGCCUGACUCCGCCGUCCUACCCCACCUGUUCUCCGACGUCAGCCGGCAGCGAUACCGCCGGAAAGUGCAGAAAAACGGCCGGUUUUUACCCAGAUUUUCCGGAGCUCGUUCCGGCGAUUCCGGCCACCAAAUCUUGCGAUCAAGGAUCGUGUGGGAUUCGACGGAUCGUAAAACGGAGUCCCGGAUACUCCGGAAAUGCCAACCCUGGGGUUAGGGUUUUAGUAACUGUCCGAUCCUGCGAUCGUGAGCGAUCCGACCGUCCGAUCUGGACCAAACUUGCAGGACGUGCAUCCUAG
Messenger RNA from Prunus armeniaca (apricot), 303 nucleotides. Lineage: Eukaryota; Viridiplantae; Streptophyta; Magnoliopsida; Rosales; Rosaceae. The record is from the annotation of a GenBank genome assembly.